Durotheca rogersii is the source of this 2059-nucleotide messenger RNA. RefSeq lists its product as uncharacterized. Bases 145 to 1767 code for a protein of 540 amino acids. NCBI's taxonomy places the organism in Eukaryota, Fungi, Ascomycota, Sordariomycetes, Xylariales, Xylariaceae. The transcript has 2 exons. The record is from RefSeq and is a predicted model, not a curated record.
CAUUGCUUUGAUUCGGUCAUUCGUCGUGCUUGGCGCCACCGCCCUAGAGAAAUAAGACUGCCGUUCCCUCCCGCCCUGGCUGCUCGCCUCGUCUCGCGAUGCUAUUUUACGCUUCACGCCCACUCGAGGGCCGUUGAAGCAUUCAUGGGAGAAUCACGGGCUACCGAGUCGUCUGCGCACACCUACCCGGGAUGGGAUGACGAUAGAACAGACCGGCAUCGCGUACGACCCAAGGCCCCCUUAGCGAUGGGCGUAGAUCACGAGCGCUGGUGGCGCUAUGUCAACCACCACCUGCUCCGCCGAAAAUUUGACCUCAAGAGGUUGAUCAUCACCAUCGUAGCUAUCCUCGGCCUGUCCAUGGCCAUCUUCGAGGUCUCCCACCAUGAACUCUACAGACUCGCUCCCUUCCAGCGGCCCGACUCUCAGCAGCACGCCGUCGGUGAGCGGCCCAGCGUGCCCGGCCAAUGCACCACCUGGCCCGUCGGCCCCGACGGCCACUAUGUUCCCCUACAUCGGAACGCUACGGCGAAGCCCCAGCUGCAGAGCUUUGCUCCCAAGGGUGGGUGGAAGAAGCCGAAAGGGAUCAGGGUCGUCGCCCUGGUCUUCUACGGCCGCAAGAGGACGGUGGACUUCCUGGACUGCUACCUGCAGCAGAACCUCGCCGCGAACGGCGGAUACCUCGAUGCGAUCAAUUUCAUGGUGCACACGAACAACCAGGACGAUCUCGAAUUUCUCCGCGAUCUGGUUUCGAAGCGAGAGGGCCUCUACCAUAUAGUAGAAUCUGGCCCGUGCCAAGGGUCGAGCUACGGCUGUAUAUGGGAUUCCGUUGUUGACGACGACACGAUAUACGUGAAGAUUGAUGAUGAUAUCGUAUUCAUCCACCCCGACGCCAUCCCUCAGUUAGUCCAUACCAGGAUCGCGACCCCUCACCCAUUCGCCAUCUCGGCCAAUUUAGUGAAUAGUCCCUUGACGGGUUACGAACACUAUCACAUGGGUGCUAUUCAUCCUUUCCGACCCGACCCCCGAAAUAAGCCAGCACACGCCGCCGCCGAGUCGUGGCGGCCGUCCGAUAAGGACCUUUUUCCCUCGUCGAGUCUACCGGAGCUUAACAUCAACAAGCUCAACUCCAUAUCGAUGGAGGACGAAAUUUACCCGAGGCGGCCUUACGACGGUCACCCGUUCCUGCUGCUGUCUAACAACCCCUUCGACCUGCUACAGACCCCGAUGGGUGUGAACUACCUGCGUGGAGGCGAGGAGGGCGUCGAGUCCAUGUACGGAGCGGCGUGGAGGUCCUGGGCGAUCGCGUCGCAGCAGCAGUACUCGCUGCUGCGGAACCUCGAGGAUAACACGAUGGCGCGGUACUUCUUCGGGUCGCCGCAGCACCUGCCGGCGGCGGCGAACGCGUCGGCGACGGCGCUGCGGCACCAGGAGGCGAACAAGGGCGGUCCCGGGGCGGAGCAGCUGUACAACACGCAGUACAAGCGGUACAACCUCAACUUCGUCGCGCUGUGGGGCCACGACGUGCGGGCGUCGCUACCGAUCGCGGAGGACGACGAGCAGGACUUCACGGUGACGAUCCCGAAGCGCGUGCGGCGGCCCUUCGUCAUCGACACGCGCAGCGUCGUCGGCCACCUCAGCUUCUACCCCCAGCACGAGGGCGUCCGACAGACGGACCUGCUCGACCGGUGGCGCGCCUUCGCCAACGAGAUGGUCUGCCUGCCCGGCAACCAGAAGAAGCCGUUCGACAAGCGGUGUCCCGGGUUCUGAGCCGCCAAGAAGAAGCAUAUAUACAUAUCGUUUUGUUGGGUCUAUAAAUUAUAUAUACAUCGCAUCUGUAUAUGUCUUUUUUCGGCGGGAAAGUGUAAAAAAAGGAGCGUGCAUGCGUGUAUGGUGUGUUGUACGAUAUUAUAUAUUACCCCGAUAUAGAAGACGCGUAACGUGGAAACGGAGUUGGGAUACAAUAUAGAUAUCGACACGCGCAUGUGUACACAUAUCGGUAUUGAGAGUUAGCCAGCAAAGACAUGUUUUUGAUCACGACGAGACGGCGGGCGAUGUUGCA